Molecule: messenger RNA, 1402 nt
Organism: Phragmites australis (common reed)
Lineage: Eukaryota; Viridiplantae; Streptophyta; Magnoliopsida; Poales; Poaceae
Product: thioredoxin-like protein AAED1, chloroplastic
Exons: 8
Coding region: 142-903 (253 amino acids)
Molecular function (GO): antioxidant activity
Source: RefSeq, a predicted model, not a curated record
GAGCCUGCUCUCCAGUAGUACGAGCAGCGGCCAGUCUACGGUCACUUCCCUCUCCUCGCGUCACCCGCCAUCCGCAACCACCGCAACGGUUACUUCCCUCUCCUCGCGUCCGCGGUUUGGGUUUCGCCGCGUCUCCCACCCAUGGCCGCGUCCGCGGCCACCUCGCUCCCGCGCGUCUCCCUUCCGCCGCCCCGCCGCCGCACCGCCGCCUUUCCCCUCGCCUCCAUCCCCGCCCGCCGUUGCCGCCACCACCUCCGUCUCCGCCGCUCACCAUCACCGGUGGGGACUGCAGCCGCGAGCUCCCCAUCCGUGCCCUCCUCUUCCCCGGAGCCCGGGUCGGGCAUCCUCGGUGGCGUCGAAAUCUACUCCGCGGCCACCGGCGAGCCCGUCCUGUUAAGGGACCUGUGGGACCAGAACGAGGGAAUGGCCGUCGUUGCACUGCUAAGGCAUUUUGGAUGCCCUUGCUGUUGGGAGUUGGCUUCUGUUUUGAGGGACACGAAGGAGAGAUUCGAUUCAGCUGGAGUCAAACUAAUUGCUGUUGGUGUUGGCAGUCCAGCUAAAGCCCGUAUUCUUGCUGAGCGCUUGCCCUUUCCGUUGGAAUACCUCUAUGCAGAUCCUGAACGAAAGGCGUAUGACCUCUUGGGUCUAUAUUUUGGUAUUGGUCGCACAUUCUUCAACCCAGCCAGUGUGAAAGUGUUUUCACGGUUUGACUCCCUUAAGGAGGCGGUGAAGAACUAUACAAUUGAAGCAACCCCAGAUGAUAGGGCAGGUGUCCUGCAACAGGGCGGAAUGUUUGUGUUCAAAGGGAAAGAGCUGUUGUAUGCAAGGAAAGAUGAGGGCACAGGUGACCAUGCACCUUUGGAUGAUGUCCUCAACAUUUGCUGCAAAGUUCCAUUCGUGUGAUGGCAAGCCCUACGACUCGCCUGGUUACAAAAAAGAAGUAAGAAUAUGCUUCUAAUGCAUAUUGUCUUCAUCCACUCUCUUUAGACAUCAACAGAUCCUUUGCUUUGCUCACAAGUUGCACAUGGUUCUAUAUGUUGUGCCGGUUCCCUCCAUGUCAAUUGUUGCAUAACCUCAUUCUAAGUUACUUCUGUACAGUUGAAAAGCACUUUCGGCAUCCCAUUAUUUCCGAAUUUCGAAGACUAGCUGCUGCAAGGGUAGCUUCUCCAUCAAUGUACGUCUGAUGUGCCAAUGUGCCAAGGUUAAUGCAUGGAUCGAUAUGCUUGGUUAACUUUGUGAUACCUUGACAGUGAUGGAAGCCUAGUGAGGUUGGCUUGUGGUACACAUAGAGAUUGUGAAUUGUGCAUUGUAAUUAUGCAAGUUGCUGUUAACAAUUCUCUAGGAAUGCUGCACAUCUGGAGAGUACAGUCGGUAAAAUUUAAACGCGUCGUUCGAAGCUCAA